AUGGCAAGCUCGAUGCCACGGCCCAAAAGGGCGGGCGAAACCUUUGCUCGCACUCAUCAUGACCAAGACGACUCUCAAGGACCCUCCGAUAAUAAGAAGCCUCGAUUCGACCUACGAAACCCCUCUGCCCUUGCAGCUGAUGCCCCCGAAGACGAUGCCAUUUUAGAUGCCGAUGAGAUCGGUCGGCGUGGUCAACAAGUUCGUCGUAAAGCGAUCAACCUCGACGGAUACGAUUCAGACAGCGACAACGAAGGAUUCUCAGCGCGCAAGGAAGAGAAGUCCAAAAAGAGCAGCGCAAAGGAUGACGACGAUGACGAUGACAUGUUUGCCGAGCUACAAGAAGACUUUGGUGACGAGGAAAAUGACGGAGACGAAGCCUCGCGCAAGAACAAAAAGUCUGUCCGCUUCUUGCGUGACAAUGAGAUUGAAGGCCAAGAGUCCGAGUCAAAAGGUGGAAAGGCAUUGCGCGCCGACCUGAGCAAAGCUACAGAUGAAGUGGAAGAGGAGGAUGACGAUGACAGUGGAAGUGAUGUUGGCGAAGAGGAACGCGCCAAGGUUGAUGAUGAGAUGGACGAGGAGGUUGGCGCCGGCGGAAAGAAGAAGCAUGCUCCCCUGCUCGAUGCCUUCAACAUGAGAACGGAACAGGAAGAAGGCCAGUUUGAUGAAAGUGGUAAUUAUGUUCGCAAGGCCAUUGAUCCAGAUGCUGUUUACGAUUCAUGGCUCGACGGGCUGUCCAAAAAGGACAUCCAGAAGGCGAAAGAUGCUGCAGAGAAGCGUGACGCAGACCGAAAAGAACAAGACCGCAUGAAUGAUAGCGUGUUGACGGCCGAUGUCUUAAAAACGAUUAUUACACAUCUCGAGCGUGGGGAGACAAUAUUGGAAGCUUUGGCUCGACUAGGCAAAGGUCUGCAGCGCAAGCCCAAGUGGCAGAACAAAAAGAAAAACAAGAAGACCAGCAACAACGAAGAUAUUGAAAUGGCCGAUGAAAACCCCGACGAAGCCAACCGGAAAAGGGCAAUCGAUGCUAUCACCGGUGCCGCGGAUAUCCUUAUGGGUCGCGAUCAGCCCGAGAUCUACGACACCGAGCGCGAGCUCCUGACGCGGCAAUAUCGCAAUGAGACUGGCGAGCCUUGGGUAGAUCCACCUUCAACAUCCAAAGACGCGCCAGCUGAAGGUCCCGCAAUGUGGGAGUAUCGUUGGUCGGAUGCCCGAGAUGGAGGUGAUGCUCAUGGGCCCUACGAUAGCACUAUGAUGGCUUCAUGGAACAGCGCCGGCUACUUUGGGGAAGGUGUCGAGUUCCGCCAGGUUGGAAAUACAGGGCCGUGGAGUGCCACAGUUAAUUUUGUCUAA
This is a messenger RNA of Penicillium verhagenii, 1350 nucleotides long. Its product is annotated as GYF domain-containing protein. The transcript has a single exon. Lineage: Eukaryota; Fungi; Ascomycota; Eurotiomycetes; Eurotiales; Aspergillaceae. Gene Ontology annotation, cellular component: U5 snRNP. The record is from RefSeq and is a predicted model, not a curated record. Bases 1 to 1350 code for a protein of 449 amino acids. Gene Ontology annotation, molecular function: protein binding.